GACCUGGGCCUGGGGAGGGCGGAUUCGCCGGGGGAGGGGUGGGGCCUCUGCAGCGAGCAGGGCCCCUCCCUGGUGGGCGGAGCCUCGAGGCGGAGGCGGGGCGAGAGUGUGGGGACCGGGCUCGGGUUGGGCAAGGCCGCGGGGAGAGGAGGGGCCUCUAGGAGGGGGCGGUCCUUUGACGGGAGGGGCGGGGCCUCUGGCGGGGCGGCCCGGGACGGCGGCUGGCGAGUGCUGGGGUCCCGGGGAUCGUCUCCCAAGUGGGCGCGGCCACGGGGCGGGCACUCAGCGCUCGCAGCCGGAGCGGGGCGGCCGGGCCGCGGCCAGCCGUGGAGGGAGCCUCAUACGCUAGAUGAAUACUUUGAAUAUGACGCAGAGGAGUUCCUGGUUUCUCUGGCCUUGCUAAUAACAGAAGGGCGGACCCCGGAAUGUUCCGUGAAAGGUCGAACAGAGAGUUUCCACUGCCCACCAGCUCAGUCCCGUCACCCAGUCGCCACCCGCCAUGAGUGCAGCGACAAGCUGGCCCAGUGUCGCCAAGCCAGACGAACCAGGUCCGAGGUCACCGUGCUGUGGAGGAACAGCCUUCCGGUCGUGGUGGAGGUGGCGCUGCUCCCAGACUGCUGCUACAGCGACGACGGGCCCAGCACAGAGGGGGCCGACCUGGCCGACCCUGCCAUGGAGACGGACGCCCUGCUGCUGGAGAGAUGGGUCCUGGAGCCAGUGCCCCGACAGAAUGGCGGUCGACUCGUUGAGGAGAAGACUCUCCUGCUGGCUGUCCGCUCGUUCGUGUUCUUUUCCCAGCUGAGCGCUUGGCUGAGUGUGUCUCACGGAGCUGUUCCGAGGAACAUCCUGUACAGGAUCAGUGCCGCUGACGCAGACCUGCAGUGGCGUUUCCCCCAGACUCCAGUUGAACACGUGUUUCCUGUCCCCAACGUUUCUCACAAUGUGGCCUUGAAAGUCAGCGUCCAGUCCCUACCCCGACAGUCUAACUACCCGGUCCUGAGCUGUAGUAUUCACACUAACCUUGGCCUUUAUGAGGAGAGAAUUCAAGAGCAUGAGCAUAAAGGCCGGCAGCCUCGCACUUCUGAAGCAGAGCAGUGUGGUCCGAACAGCUCUCAGCGUCCAUGUGGCAGGCAGACGUGGACUGUGGCACCGGAGAGUGUGCCGCACGGAAGGGACGGCCCAGCUCUGGAGCACACCGCAGCCACCAGGCAGGGCGGGCCACACCCGGCUGCGGGCAGGAAGUCCCUGUAUGGGACGUCUCGGGCCAGUCUUCUGGGCUUGAGUGGCCUAGGAGACAUGAAGCCACAUGAAACGUCGGUGAGAACUUGGAAAUCACUUCCAGUGGUGGAUUCCAGCAUCUGCAGCCACCAGAGCUCCUGGCAGCCAGCUGGCAAGACGAACCCUUUGAUAGAUUCCUUAAUUCAGGACCGACAGGAAGUCAUUGCGAGAAUCGCUCAGCACCUGAUUCAUUGUGACUCCAGCACCUCCCAUGUUUCUGCACCCCCAUUCCCCACUCAGGAGUCCAAUCCCCUGCAUCCCAAACUCUGCCAGGCAUCCCGAGAGAGGGAUGGUGUGAGAAAAGGUAAAGACACUUUCUCCAUGUCUUUUGGGGGUCCAGAGUUCCCCUCCACGGAGGAUGUCGGUGAGGGGAACAUUCGAGGGAAACCAGAUCCUUGGAAAAGUGAGACGCGCAUCUCCGGUGCUCUGUCCCCUCGCCAGGGCACUGGAGAGGCGAGCCCUCUGAUAGGCUCCCUGCUGCAGGAGCGGCAGGACGUGAUCGCCAGGAUCGCCCACCACCUGGAACACAUUGACCCCACAGCAUCCCGGGCUCCCCGGCCGGCCUCCCACCUGCGCGACCCCAGCAGCCUUCCCUCCAAAGUGUUCCGCAGCUCCUGUGAGGACAGGCACCUGUGGAAGGGGAACAAGGACGAUACCUCUGCUUCCCUUCCUCCUUCCAAGCUGCCCUUGCUGGGAGAAGGUGCCAACAGGAAAAGCUUACUACCUGAUAAGUUCUGUGGUUCUUUUAAAUGCAGCAGUAGAGAAAAGCCCUCUGUGAAACCCCAAGUACAGACGCAGUGCCCACUCAGUCCUCCCGAGAGCAUCCAGAGCGCGUGGCCAGAGGCCGGGGACAAAGCUGCUGCUCUGCUGACCGCCUCGAACGCGUCCCGGUGCAACGACAGCGACUUGGGUUUGGUUAGCAGACUGGAAAAUACACUUGCGGAGCCACAGCUUAAGGAGCAAGAAGGCAGCACUGGAACUGACCCCCAGUAUUCGGAUCGCAGCAGUAUUGACAAAAGGGUCUGCAGGAAUAAGUGUAAAGGACAGAUAAUAAACAUUGACAGCUGUAACCCAGAAUCUUCUGACAGUCUCCAGUUGGACAACUCAGAAACAGUCGACUCAGAUAGGAAAGUUACUGUGUUGGAAAUGUCUGACUGUUUGAACAAGUAUGAAAAUAAUUGCUCAAAUAAGGACUCAGCAAAGUCCAAGACAUACGAUGGAAAUACUCAGCUUAAUAGCAUAGAAAAUUAUCUCAGUAAAAACAAUGAAGGUUUCAAAUGCAAAAAAUCAGACCAGUUAAAAAAUGAAGAGGAUAAGAAAGAUUCAGUGGCUGAAAAAACUCAAAACUGUUCUCAAAGGAAGAGUAUAAAAGGAUGUUUGUCUACUUGUGAACAACUGAAAAAUACAAAGAUACUGAGGACUGCACUGAAAUGCUCGAGUGUCUGGCGAAAGCCUAACUUUCAUUCCUUGGAUGGGACUUCGACCCGAGCCUUUCACCCCCGAACUGGAUUGCCUCUUCUUUCAAGUCCUGUUCCUCAAAGAAAAACACAAUCAGGUUGCUUUGAUCUGGAUGCUUCAUUACUACAUCUGAAAAGCUUAUCAUCUAGAAGCCCUCGACCGUGUUUAAACAUUGAAGAUGAUCCAGAUAUUCAUGAAAAACCUUUUUUGAGUUGUAGUGCUCCACCCAUAACAAGCCUUAGUCUCCUCGGAAAUUUUGAGGAGUCUGUUCUGAACUACCGCUUAGACCCCCUCGGGGUGGUCGGUGGAUUCACCGCCGAGGUGGGGGCCAGCGGCGUGUUCUGCCCCGCGCACUUGACCCUCCCCGUGGAGGUGUCAUUCUACAGUGUCUCAGAGGACAACGCUCCCUCUCCUUAUAUGGGUGUGAUUACUUUAGAGUCCCUUGGUAAAAGGGGUUACCGCGUACCUCCUUCAGGAACAAUACAAGUGACCUUAUUCAACCCCAAUAAGACUGUGGUGAAGAUGUUCGUGGUGAUGUACGACCUGCGCGACAUGCCGGCCAACCACCAGACCUUCCUGCGCCAGAGGAUCUUCUCGGUGCCUGCGAAGCCGGAGGCCCGCGGGGGCGCGGGCAAGGGGCGCGGCCCGCCCGCGGAAGAGCGCCUGCUCCGCUACCUCAUCCACCUGAGGUUCCAGAGCUCCAAGUCUGGCAAGAUCUACCUCCACAGGGACGUGCGGCUGCUGUUCUCCCGGAAGUCCAUGGAGGUCGACAGCGGUGCCGCCUACGAGCUCAAGUCCUACACCGAGUCGCCCACCAACCCUCAGUUCUCACCGCGAUGCUGACCCGGCGCGGCCCGCCCAAGGGUGGCGCGGUCCCCCGCUUGAAGGAGAGACUCGCUCGAGAGGAGCGCGCCGCUGACAGCCCGGAGGGCGGGCCAGGGUCCGGAAGGCCAGGGGGCGCCGCCCCGGGGGCCGGAGGCGCGCUCGGCCCGGCCGUGGAAGCCACCCGCUGGACACGUUGCAAUAGCAGAGGCCCUGUUAGCUAGUGUUUACACGUUUCAUGUGUUAUUUAAUAUUUAAUGUUUCCCUUAGUACUCCAGUGACGUCUGUCCAUAGUGUUCUAACGUAGCACAAAUCUCAUGUAAAAUCAUACCAUGUAUUUUUGACAUUCAUGUUGGAAUCUGAAAUAUAUGCACAAGUCUUUAAUUUUGUGUGAUGUGUUUUAAAUGCUGUUCAUUUACACUAUUGAAAACGAGAAUGAAAUGUUGAGCUUCUCUAAGAUUACUGCACUAUGCAAGCAUGUGUACCUUUUCCGUCUCCGCCUCGAGUUCUGCGGGCGGCGCGGGCGGCGGCCCUGGUCCCUGUGUGGUCGGUGGCCAUCGCUCCGUCCCCUGCUGGCUCCCUGUCCUCAGACGGUUCUAUUUUUCCUUAAUCAGCUCUCGAGAGGCUUUCCAUCCAACUGCUGUCCCAUGCUAGGUAAUUUUUUGAAAUUGUUAAAAUACGUACUUUGAAAACAAAUUAGUAUUUAUAUUGUAAAUAUAUGCCAGAAAACUCAAA
Molecule: messenger RNA, 4293 nt
Organism: Chinchilla lanigera (long-tailed chinchilla)
Lineage: Eukaryota; Metazoa; Chordata; Mammalia; Rodentia; Chinchillidae
Gene: Atosa
Product: family with sequence similarity 214, member A
Source: RefSeq, a predicted model, not a curated record